CUUCAGAUUACAUCUAAUUUGCACCAGCAACCAUAAAUAUAUUUAACGCUUUUUUAAUAUGUUAAAAAAAGAAGAAAAAAUGGCAGCAUCAGAGAGUAGGAGUACACGCAAGCGCAUUAUCAGAUUUUUAAACUUGGGAUUAAGUGAAAGACGUCCAAUUUCUGGUAAAGAUAUACAUAAAGCAGCGAACGAUACUGGAAGUCAGGCCAAAUCAUUUAUUCAAUCAAUUUUCCGUGAUAUUAGUAAAACAUCGGCUACUAAACAGAUUAUUUUAGGAGCUUCUUCGGGAUGGAUAACUGGAUUUGUAUCUAUGAAAGUAGGAAAAACUCUUGCUCUUGCUUUAGGUGGUGGUAUAAUACUCCUACAAGUUGCUAAUGAAAAGGGAUAUAUUAGGAUAAAUUGGAAUAAAGUUAAUAAGAAAUUGGACAAAGUAGUUGAUAAAGUGGAGGAACAAAUUACUGGUGAAACUUCAUCUUGGACAGAUAAAGUAAUGAACUUUGCCAGAAAUAACACCCCCUUCUCUUCUGGACUCAUUGGUGGCUUUCUAAUUGGUUUAGCAUCACAUUAGAAAAAAUAUUUACUUUCCAACAUCUUACUAAGGAUCAUGGCUGUAUCGUUUCUUCAAGAAAAUUUAGAUUAAAAUAUUUGUAUAGGUGAUCAAAAAAUUUUCUAUGUAACCAGCCUAAAAUGCAAAAUUUUCUUUUCUAUUAUAAUUAAAUUUCAAUUCCACGAAUCUUAUUAGAAAAAGACGUUAACUUUAAUUCAUAGCAGUAUAGAUAUAUUUUUUCAAUUUCUAUAUGAAAUUAAAUAUGUUCUUCCUGAAGAUGGUGAAUUUUUACAGGCCGAAAGAUUUCUUGAUAGAAAACUAGAUCAAGCAGAAGAAGUUAUUAGAAAAGGCAAAAGUAAAGCAAAUAAAUGGUAUUCAGAUAGUAAUUAUCAAGUAAAAGAGAUUCAUAUAUUCCUAGUCUCUUUUAUAGCUGGAGUUGCUAUAGGAAUAGCCACUUCUUAAAUUCACAUAUAUUUAUAUUAUAAUCAUCGUUAAUCCUAUUAUAUUCUAAUAAAAGAAAUACAAUAUCAUCACUUAUUAAAUUAGUUUAGAUCUGUGUUAUUAUUUAUAUUAACUGUAUUAUUCUAUUGAGGCUUGUUUAAUUAAUAAAAUAACUAUAUUGUUAAGACCAACUUUUAUUCAAUAUUGAAUUCAAACAUAAUGUACAGGAUUAUUUGAUAGGAAUGUUUCAAAUAAAAGUUGUAUGGUUAUAAUGUUAUACCUUAGAGUACAAAUUUUAGAGUAAAUGGAAAAAUAUAAAUAGUUUUCUAUAUAUUUUUACUGUCGUGAAUUUUUAUCUAAAACUUUUUUUCUAAUAGUUAUUAACACAUUGACUGAUAUAGCCUUCCUGCUCACCGGAAUAUGCCUGCUAUAGCCGCCAUAUUUUUAUAGGCUUAUAAGUAUAUGAGACCCAUUAUAGGUGUCCCAUCAGGCAAGUCGUAUUAUGUGUUACAGCCCUUCAUAGCCUCUAAAUAAAAUAUUCUUCUGGAAGAAACAUAACCUACAUUUACUCGCAUUUUUAUGUUAUUAUAGUCAAUAAAGGGGUUCAGAUCGUUUAGUCCGCUCGUUUUUAUCUAUG
Diorhabda carinulata is the source of this 1625-nucleotide messenger RNA. RefSeq names its product FUN14 domain-containing protein 2-like. The record is from RefSeq and is a predicted model, not a curated record. Bases 59 to 568 code for a protein of 169 amino acids. The transcript is spliced from 4 exons. Lineage: Eukaryota; Metazoa; Arthropoda; Insecta; Coleoptera; Chrysomelidae. Gene Ontology annotation, biological process: autophagy of mitochondrion. Gene Ontology annotation, cellular component: mitochondrial outer membrane.